GCUGACAAUUGUGAUCCGCGCACAACGAUUCAUGCGCAUUAUGUGUCCCAGGCAGCUUUUCCUCUUCUUGUCGCUGGCAGUCUGCCAGGAAGGAUUCCUUCAUAGCGGCUCCAAACCUGCUGCUGCUAUGUCAGCAACACUUACGACAGGGCAGAAAAAAAUGCGUAGCAUUGAUGAAGUUCUGGAGCCAUACACUUUGUGUGUGAAUAUUUUUGGAAGGACAUUCGCAGACACUGCUACAAUAUUAUAUGUUCUCCACGGCAUAAAACUGCAAUAUGGUGGCUGGAAACUGAAUAUAUCACUCAUUGGUUCAAAGAGUAUCACAGAAGAGGAAAUGUCUAGUAAGAUUGCGACGGUAUACGGCUUGUGCAGGACGCUGGAAAUGUGCCUGAAGGAAGACAGUUUGCAGUACUGGGAAUCGAUUUGCAUAAGAUCGGCUAAUAUACUGAAAGAGAUCGGAGAAGUAGCUGUAGACAAUGAUAUCCAUGGAACACUUCGAUUGUUAAAUGAACAGUCUUCAGGUACCAGCAACUCCACGAGAUCCAUCCAUGACGUACAGCUUGCAGAAAUACUUCCUCCCAAAACAAACUGUCUCUGGUCAAUCUCAGUUUUGCUACUGUCUUACAGUAUUAAUGUACUUCUGAUAACCAUAACAUUGGAAAUGGGCAGGCGUUUUCUCCCAUUAAGUUAUGUUAUAUUAUCGGUAUCCUGUCUAUAUUUGUUAAUUAUUUACAAUUACUGCAUUAAUAAUGAUUCAGAGAUGAUUCUUCUUAAGAAAUAACUGACACAUAGAGAAGUAAUUUUGUAAUAGUCUCAAAAAUUAGAACAUUGCACGGCACAUACUUCACCAUAUUAUCUGUAAAUUUAAUGUAAUUGGUAACGGAGUGUAUGCCGCUAUUGAAAUACUUGCAGAGUGUGAGGUAUGAAUGGCUUAUAGCCUUCAGGAAGAUGAUUUGCAGAAUUUUGUGAAUUGUUUAAUUCCAGUAGCCUAAGUUAAAGUUUAUUCAAAUGCAGUUGUUUAUGUUUCAGUUAGUGGUUUAAUGUGUUUUGCUUUUGAGCAUUCUUAUAAAAAUAAUCCAACGAAAUCAUGUAAACUCACCUAUUUAUACAUAAGUAAAAU
Molecule: messenger RNA, 1120 nt
Organism: Schistocerca gregaria
Lineage: Eukaryota; Metazoa; Arthropoda; Insecta; Orthoptera; Acrididae
Exons: 6
Coding region: 32-781 (249 amino acids)
Source: RefSeq, a predicted model, not a curated record